ACAAUAACAAAAGCCCAAACACAAACAACGACCACACCACACAAGUCCACAACUACAAGUAGCAGAAGACAAGAAAACUCAAAACUCCAAAACAUAGAGCCAUUUUUACACCCCCUCCCUCUCUCCCUCUCCCAUCACUCACUCUCCUCUCUCCCACUCUCCCAUGGAGCCACCAUGGAUCAGCGACGACCUCGCCGACGAUCUCGAAAGCCUGAGCUUCAACUCCACCGCCACCACCACUACCACCGACAUCAACCGCAGCAUAAGCUCCUCAUCCUCCUCCACUUUCACCACCAAACACCACUCCUCCGACCCAUGCUGGGACGCCAUUCGCCGCCGAACCUCCUCCUCCUCCGCCGCCGACCCUCCCGCCCCCCUCCUCCUCUCCGACCUCAAGUUCAUCCACAAGCUCGGCGCCGGCGACAUCGGCUGCGUCUACUUGGCGGAGAUGAAGUGCCGACAAAACAACGCGGUUUUCGCGGCCAAGGUGAUGGACAAGAAGGAGCUGGCUAGUCGGAACAAAGAGGGGAGAGCUAAGACGGAGCGCGAGAUUCUCGAGAUGCUGGAACACCCUUUUUUGCCCACGUUGUAUGGGUUCUUGGAUUCUCCUAAAUGGACUUGUUUGCUCACCGAGUUUUGUCCCGGCGGGGAUCUUCAUGUUCUGCGCCAACGCCAGCCUGCCAAGCGGUUUCACGAAUCCGCUGUCAGGUUCUACGCCUCUGAGGUGGUGGUAGCUAUAGAAUAUGUUCACAUGAUGGGAAUUGUUUACCGAGAUCUAAAGCCUGAAAAUGUUUUAGUCCGAUCUGAUGGCCACAUUAUGCUCACUGAUUUUGAUCUAUCGUUAAAAUGUGACAGCUCGACGUCGACUCCUGCUCAAAUUAUUUCCAACCAAGACCCUCUUGGCAAACCUUUCAGAAGUGAGUAUCACAUUGAUCCUCCUCCAUUUGCUUCAUCCUCGUGCAUUCUUCCCAACUGUAUUGUCCCAGCGGUCUCAUGUUUCAAUCCAAAACUCAAGAGAAAGAAGAAGCCUAUUCAUCACAGUGGACCUGAAUUUGUGGCUGAGCCGGUAGAUGUUAGGUCAAUGUCAUUUGUUGGGACACACGAGUAUUUGGCACCAGAAAUUGUGUCUGGUGAGGGCCAUGGCAGUGCAGUUGAUUGGUGGACAUUAGGGAUUUUUAUAUUUGAACUGUUUUAUGGUGUGACGCCCUUUAGGGGUAUGGACAAUGAACUUACCUUAGCAAACAUUGUGGCUCGAGCCCUCGAGUUUCCUAAAGAGCCAACAGUUCCAGCAACGGCUAAAGACCUAAUCUCACAGUUGUUGGUCAAGGAUCCGGCAAGGCGACUGGGGUCCACUAAGGGUGCAUCAGCUAUUAGACAACAUCCAUUUUUCCAAGCAGUCAAUUGGGCUCUUCUAAGAUGUACGUCACCACCUUUCAUUCCUCCUCCUUUUACCCGAGAUGUUUUCUCCGACGAAAGCUGCCCUGAAACUCCUGUGGACUACUUCUAAUGUCAAUACAUACUCUCUAUGUAGCACAGUUGGCGAGUUAAUUAGUUACUCCUACUCAACGAUACCUCAUGCAAGCACAUCUUGUUCGUGCACAUUUUGGGAUUUAUCAAGCACAAUGCAGCAUUCUUGCUAUGUAAUUAUAAAAUUUAUUGCGAAGAGGAAGAUUAUAUUCUAUCUGAGAAUAAAUUUCGAACAAAACUGAUAUGUAAGGUUAGUUGGCCUUGUUCAA
Messenger RNA from Daucus carota subsp. sativus, 1736 nucleotides. Its product is annotated as serine/threonine-protein kinase D6PKL2. Lineage: Eukaryota; Viridiplantae; Streptophyta; Magnoliopsida; Apiales; Apiaceae. Bases 164 to 1507 code for a protein of 447 amino acids. Gene Ontology annotation, molecular function: ATP binding; protein serine/threonine kinase activity. The transcript is spliced from 2 exons. Gene Ontology annotation, biological process: protein phosphorylation. The record is from RefSeq and is a predicted model, not a curated record. Gene Ontology annotation, cellular component: plasma membrane; nucleus; cytoplasm.